AUGCCUACUUGGUGGGUGAGAAAAUCCGGCAAGAACAAAGACGAUUCUCACCUUCUCGACAAGAGUAUCAGAAGAUUCUCAACUGAUAACAAAAGCAUCCCUGAUCCCCCCACUCCUUCCCGCUGCACCCCUCGUUGCAAUCGCGAAUUCGCCGGAGCUUCUUGUUUCUCCGACGAGAAGAAAUGUCACCCUCUCCCUCUCCCUUCCCUCCCAACCGAUCAAGUAAACGGAUCCGCUUCUGUUUCCAGCGUUAGCUCAUCUGACUCAGCCGAAGAUCAGAGUCAACCCAGGGGACAUUGUGAUGUGAAAUCUAAUGGAGCAGCAGCUUCUUCAAAGGCAGGAGGAGGAACUAGACCGACUUCUCCAUUGCAUAACCGAGUCCCUGGCAUGAGUUUAGAGUCUUCCACUGGGAGGAAUGAUGAUGGAAGAUCCUCUGAGUAUCACCCUUUGCCUCUGCCUCCUGCUUCUCCUACUAGCCCAUCUGGUUUGCCGCUGGGUUCUCCUACGAGUCCUUCUGGUGUGCAAGGGUCUUGGAUUGUUGGAGGGUCUGAGGCUUCUUCUUUGGGGCUUUCCAAGUGGAAAAAAGGGAAAUUUAUAGGGAGUGGCACCUUUGGGAAAGUCUAUCAAGGGUUCAACAGUGAGAAAGGAAAGAUUUGUGCUAUCAAAGAGGUCAAGGUCAUUUCUGACGACAAGAACUCAAAAGAAAGUCUGAAGCAACUAAAUCAGGAGAUAAAUGUGCUGAGGCAGCUUUGUCAUCCAAAUAUUGUUCAGUAUUACGGAAGUGAACUGAGUGAAGAAACCUUGUCCGUCUACUUAGAGUAUGUGUCAGGUGGCUCAAUCCAUAAACUACUCGCGGAGUAUGGUGCGUUCACUGAACCUGUUAUCCAAAACUACACGCGGCAGAUUCUCGCUGGGCUUGCCUAUUUACACGGGCGGAAUACAGUGCAUAGGGACAUCAAAGGAGCAAAUAUACUAGUGGAUCCGAAUGGUGAAAUAAAGUUGGCAGACUUUGGGAUGGCCAAACAUGUCAAAGCCUAUUCUACUAUGCUUACUUUCACGGGGAGUCCUUAUUGGAUGGCACCUGAGGUUGUGAUGCACAAAAAUGGCUACACUCUUGCAGUCGAUGUGUGGAGUUUGGGUUGUACUAUUCUCGAAAUGGCAACAGCUAAGCCACCUUGGAGCCAGUUUGAAGGGGUUGCUGCUAUUUUCAAAAUCGGGAACAGCAAAGACUUGCCAGAAAUACCUGAUCACCUUUCAAAUGAUGCAAAGAAUUUUAUAAGACUUUGUCUGCAACGAAAUCCGACAGUACGUCCUACAGCUUCUCAGCUUCUAGAACACCCUUUUCUACGUGUACACUCACCGAGAGUGGCGGCUACUACUAGCAUACAAAAAGAUGCCUGCUCACGUCCCUACGAUGGAAUCUGCGCACUGCCUACAAGGGAACCACCUUAUUCAGGGAGACAUCCCGUCUUUCAUGCUAUAAAGAGCCCAAGCAGAGAAAACGUAAGAGCCAUUACAUCCUUGCCAGUAUCUCCAUGUUCAAGCCCUUUACGCCAACUUGGACCGGCAUACAAGAGUUCUUUCCCGUCACCUCAGCACCCGUCGUCUUACGCGUUUCGUGUGCAAGACAACCUAGCGGAGUUUCCUGGAAGCCCUUUCAGGUUCAAGAAAGACGCAUUGAUAGAACCAUCUAGUUACAAGGCUCAAACGCCGAAUUCACCCUUUAGAUCAAGACUGGUGUAGAAAAUUGAGAUCCCUCCCAUAAACUUGGGAUCUCCCCUGGUUUUGGCCUUCUCCUUCUCUAGACCUUGGAACUGUAGUUGUGUGUGGGAGAGAAUUAGAAGUGAGAUUAUUGGAACAACAAGUGGAGAGAAGUGCAAACUGGGGCAACAAAAAAAAAGAGAGAUGUAAAGAGCAACAUGAAAUGAUUACAAAGAUUAUAGAAGUUAAGUAAAAUAUAGUAAGUUGUGUUGUUAUACAAAUAUGAUAUUCAGUCACUUGUUCUUAGAAUCAGUCAGACUGGUGUUUGGCUUACAGUGUGAGAUAUUAUCCACUCAUGGGGAUAACAAGCAUCAGACAUAUUACUAAAAUACCAUAAAACGUAUUACCU
Messenger RNA from Eruca vesicaria subsp. sativa (arugula), 2110 nucleotides. The record is from the annotation of a GenBank genome assembly. Lineage: Eukaryota; Viridiplantae; Streptophyta; Magnoliopsida; Brassicales; Brassicaceae.